AUGGUGGAAGACAAGACAGCAGUCGUGUACGAAAAAGUGAGAACGAGAGAGAUGAGAAAAAUGUCCAGAAUGAAGACGAGCCGGAUAACAGAAAUGAAUGGCGAAUCCAAUUGGAUUGAAAACACGAAGACUGUGGAAAUUCCCGACUACUUGGAACGGACUCUCAUGUUGGGACCAAAUUUCAACGUGGAGAACAACAGAAACCUUCCGUACAUCGAGCUUGUGGCAAGUAUUGAGAAAAGUAUCCAAAACAAAGAAAACGCGGACGAGAUAAGGUCGGAUGUUUCCAAUGCGAUGAUCAACCACAUCAACUAUCAUCGACAACCCCGUCACCAUCCGGAGGAAUGGAUCCAACAGGAUGUCAUCAAGAGCCGAAAGUACCUGAAGGAAAACCCGAAUCUGGUGAUCACACGAGCGGAUAAGGGCAGUAAAACGGUCAUCAUGGAGACGGAAGAAUACCACGGGAAGAUGAAAACCCUUCUCGAUGACGAAAACACGUACAAGAAGUUACGGACAAAUCCUACGAACAAGAUCGUCAAGAAAAUCAACGGUAUCAUCGAUGAAUGGCGUAGAAAGGAAUAUAUCGACUUCCGAACCCAAAGAAGAUUGAAAGAAUCGAGCUGCAACCCACCUCGGAUCUACGGACUACCGAAAGUACAUAAGGAAAACAGACCACUCCGACCAGUUGUUUCCACGAUAGGAUCGGCAACCUACAACAUAGCCGGAUACCUUUUCGAUUUCGCGAACGAAAUAACAGGAGUGCAGACAGAGGAAGGAGAGGAGCUGUUUUCCCUGGACGUGGUAUCGCUGUACACAAAUGUACCAGUGGACUACGCUCUGAUGUGCCUAGAGGAACGAUGGACCGAGCUAGAAACCCACACAAACAUAGACAAGGAAAGCUUUAUGAAGACGGUAAAGGUAGUACUCGAGUCAACCUUCUUCGUAUACCAAGGUACAAUAUAUGGACAGACGUACGGAGUCCCGAUGGGAUCGCCACUAUCCCCAGUAAUCGCCAACGUAGUGAUGGAUAAACUGGAACAGGAGUGCAUAAAGAACCUGGAGGCGAAACAAAUACGAAUGAGGGAGUACAAACGGUAUGUAGAUGAUUGCAUGUGUGUCGCGAGAAGGGAACACAUUCAAACGAUCGUAGACACGUUCAACAAUUUCCACGAACGUCUACAGUUUACAGUAGAACAUGAAGUGGGCGGGAAAAUGAAAUUCUUGGACAUGAUGUUAGAACGUGCCGAGAACAAAAUUACUACGUCGUGGCUUCCCAAACAACCCGACGGUAGGUAUCUGGAUUUCAAAUCCAAAAGCCCAUUUCAACACAAACAAAAUACGGCGAUCGCGCUCAUUGACCGCGCGAUCAAAGUAUCCUGUGGAGAUAAACGUGCGGAAGCACUAAACCACGCGACACGAAUCUUGCGGAAAAACCACUACCCCACAUGGUUCGUAAAUCGCGUACGAAAGAAACGUGUACACAAACACUACAACUGUUUGGAAGAAGCAGGUACGGCAAACCAGCCCCAAAAGUUUGUGUCAGCUCCCUACAUACCAAGUUUGAGUGAAAAACUUAGGAAAACCCUACAACGGAACAACAUAAUCCUAGCCUCCCGACCACGGAACAAAAUUAAACACAUGGUGUUUAGCCAAAUGAAGGACCCGAUACCACCAGGGAAGCAGACGAAGGUAGUGUACUCGAUACCAUGUGGAACCGACGAUGGAAAAGUGUACAUAGGACAGACGAAACGCAUGCUGGAGGUACGGAUGGCGGAACACCGCAACGACUGCAAGAACCGAAAUCCAAAAUCGGGUUUGGCGGUACACACCAUCGAAGAGGGCCACGUGUUCAACUUCGAGAAAACGACAGUACUGGAGCGCAUCGAAGACCCGGAGGUAAGGAUGAUCGCGGAGGUAUUUCACAUAAAAAAGCAAGGCGAUCAGCAAACAGUAAACCUCCAACGAGAAUGCGGCAAUUUUAACUCCACGUACAACGGACUAUUGGCUCGGCUUCGUGAGGAACCACGAACACGAACGCAGACACGAACGGCGCAAAACACGAACAGUACCGAUAACGAAACGAACGAAGUGCAUGCUGAGUAG
Aedes albopictus (Asian tiger mosquito) is the source of this 2103-nucleotide messenger RNA. RefSeq lists its product as uncharacterized. The coding region runs from base 1 to 2103 and encodes 700 amino acids. The record is from RefSeq and is a predicted model, not a curated record. The transcript is spliced from 2 exons. NCBI's taxonomy places the organism in Eukaryota, Metazoa, Arthropoda, Insecta, Diptera, Culicidae.